Molecule: messenger RNA, 190 nt
Organism: Cetraspora pellucida
Lineage: Eukaryota; Fungi; Glomeromycota; Glomeromycetes; Diversisporales; Gigasporaceae
Source: the annotation of a GenBank genome assembly
AAUAUGCCGUGAAGAACUUGAUAACAUUACUGAUAUGACACCUAUACAAUCUAUUUCUUCCACCAGUACUACUUCAACUAAUCGUUAUUUUGCAUCAAUAUUUGAUAAUAAUGAUGAUGAUAAUCUAUUAAAUAAUAAAAGUGAAUUAGAUAAAUAUUUAGAAGCAUCGCUUGCAUCACCAUCAAAAUGA